Thalassophryne amazonica is the source of this 1945-nucleotide messenger RNA. RefSeq names its product forkhead box B2 (gene foxb2). The transcript has a single exon. Gene Ontology annotation, biological process: cell differentiation; anatomical structure morphogenesis; regulation of transcription by RNA polymerase II. Gene Ontology annotation, molecular function: DNA-binding transcription factor activity, RNA polymerase II-specific; RNA polymerase II cis-regulatory region sequence-specific DNA binding. The record is from RefSeq and is a predicted model, not a curated record. The coding region runs from base 491 to 1450 and encodes 319 amino acids. Lineage: Eukaryota; Metazoa; Chordata; Actinopteri; Batrachoidiformes; Batrachoididae.
CCAGCGACCUGCGUGCCUCUUACAAAAACGGCGCGUGAGAGAACCAUAGAAGACGAGAAGAGCGCCACACCACUACGCACUGACGGCAUUACCGAACAGCCCCUCACAUCCUUCAACCUUCGCGCAGAAACGGGGGGAUGCUGCAGGACGUCUCCACUUUUACGCACAGAGACAGACUUUUACGCACAGAGACUGAGUUUGACGCAUAGCGCCAGGAGCGCCGAUCGGUAAGCAGACAGAAAAAAUACUACAGAAGAAACUUUGUUGGGAUGCAGGGGGCCCUGAAGGAUUGCACCGGAGAGCGGGGCCCUGAGUUUUAAAUGGUAAUGCUGCACCUGUAGGAAAAUCUUGUAAUCCGACAUUUCUGAACUUUGAAACACAUCGUUUAUGGAAAAUAAUAUGACGACUAACAUGUUCGUUCCUUAAAACAGAGCAAGUAAUAAAUCAAAUAUAUUUAAUUAAAUUGCUCAAAAAAUCCAAAUAAGCAGUUAUGCCCCGACCUGGAAAGAACUCUUACAGCGACCAGAAGCCCCCGUACUCGUACAUCUCACUGACAGCGAUGGCUAUCCAGAAUUCAGCCGACAAGAUGCUGCCUCUGAGUGACAUUUACAAGUUCAUCAUGGACCGCUUUCCAUACUACCGAGAGAACACCCAGCGAUGGCAGAAUUCCCUCCGACAUAAUCUCUCCUUUAACGACUGCUUCAUUAAGAUCCCUCGGCGGCCCGACCAGCCGGGCAAAGGCAGCUUCUGGGCUCUGCACCCGGACUGCGGGGACAUGUUUGAGAACGGCAGCUUCCUGAGGAGACGCAAACGCUUUAAGGUGCUGCGCGCCGAGCACAUGGCCUGCAAGAGUUCCCCGAUGAUGCAUUACUUCCACCACCAUCACCACCACCCCGCCAGCAAGCUGGGUGCCGCAGGUGGCCACCACGAUCACCCAGCCGGGCACGCUAGCGCCGUGGGUCGUUUGCCACACUUCCAGAGUUACGGCGGCAUUACUUGCGCCCAGCCCGGCGGCUUUAAACACCCGUUUGCCAUUGAGAACAUUAUAGGUCGGGACUAUAAGGGCGUGAUGGCCAGCGGGCUGCCUCUCACCUCGGUCAUGCACCAUCUGGGUUACGCGGUCCCCCCGCAGCUCAGCAGCGUGGUCAGCUCCAUGUGGCCUCACGUCGGGAUGCUGUCCGACUCUAUGGGGGGCGUGCCUGUGCCCGCGUCCUCUGAGUACGCGCCCUUCAGCGUGUCAGCGAAAGGCCUUUACCACAACGCCAGCGGCCAGACGCUGCCCGCCGUCCCUGUGCCGAUAAAACCGACACCGUCUCUGGGUCCGGUUCCAGGUCUGACCGGGAUGCAGUCCGGCCCAGCGCAGCUCUGCUCGCCGCCAUCAGUGAUGGAGAAAAGCGAUCUCCUGGAGGGGAAAGGAAACCCUCUGCACCCGGCUCUCCUGCUGUCGUAACCGGGUAAAUGAUGGGGCGUUUUAUGUUGUUGUUGUUUUUCUUAAAUAAUAAUUGGACAAUAAUUGUAAUAAAAAAAAAAAUCCACAUGUUUAAAUUGAGUGCACCGAACCUGUGCUGUGUGCUAAAGUUUCCUUUGGACCCACUUUGAAUAAACUCCUAAUUUAUUUGCACAACAUGUGAGGGCAUUUUCCACACACUGGGAUGUGCCAUUACAUAUACAAUCAGACAAGAAGCGGCGCUAAACCCAAAGAAAGUUUGGAUUUCAAAGACAGACAGUCAAAAAUUAAUUCCAAAUAAGAAUCGGUACUUUAUUUUUGAUCCUUUUGUAUUGAUUUUACUGCAGGCCUUUGAUAAAAAAAAAGGCCUUUUUUUUAAAUUAGGCCUGGUGCACUUUUUGUGUGUUAUUUAACAAAGUGUGCAGUGUAUAAAAAUGUUAUGCUUGUAUUAUAACACUAUUUAUCUGAAAAUAUUUAUAAAGAACUUACAAUCAAAUA